Messenger RNA from Phacochoerus africanus (Common warthog), 2278 nucleotides. RefSeq names its product WD repeat-containing protein 49-like. Gene Ontology annotation, molecular function: protein binding. The transcript is spliced from 19 exons. NCBI's taxonomy places the organism in Eukaryota, Metazoa, Chordata, Mammalia, Artiodactyla, Suidae. The record is from RefSeq and is a predicted model, not a curated record. The coding region runs from base 26 to 2278 and encodes 750 amino acids.
GGGAACUACAAAUGUCAAGCAAAAGAUGAAAGAGAUGAGGGAUGUAAGAAGAGAUGGCAAGGCAAGACAAGGCCACGCAUUCCUUGGUUUGCCCCAAAGGCGGGCAGAAUGUGAUUGGACCGUGUUUCGCGUCCCUAAAGGAGUCCAGGCAUUUUCGUUCUGUAAGAGAAAGAACGUGCUGUUGACAGGUGGAAAGGAUCGAGUAAUUAGAGUCUGGAAUCCUUAUCUUCCUGGAAAACCAACAGGUAUACUGAAAAGCCACACGGCUCCAGUGAUCUACAUCCAUGUGUCUGCUGAGGAUAACAGAAUGUUUUCCAUGUCCACCGACAACACUAUUAAGAUCUGGGAUCUGGAGACCGACAGCUGUCUGUUUACCACCUCUUCCAAAGCCAGCGGCAUUCGGGGCGAGCCCAGGGCCUGCCUCUACCUCCCGGACCCCAGAGCCCUGUGUGCGGCCGCAGACGCCAUCGCCCUCCUACCCCUGAGGCAGAGGUCUCCCCAAGAGCCUGCCCUGGCGGUUUCCCACAGGGAGCCCGUGGUGUGCUGUCAGUACAGCCCCACCUUCAGGCAGGUGGUCAGCUGUUCAGAAGCAUCAGUGGUGAAAGUAUGGGACUGUGAAACGGGAAGGCUGCUGUCUGAAUUUAUUGGGGCUCACGGCAAUGCUGGAAUCACUUGUAUGACCUUCGACUCCAGUGGAAGAAGGCUGGUUACUGGGGGCAGAGAUGGCAGUCUGAAAAUAUGGAGCUACAACAACGGACAUUGUCUGCACACCCUGAAGCAUGAUGAAAAGCAAAGUGAAAUCUGUGAUUGUACCUACUUGGAGGUGAAUCAAAAUAAGUUCAUCAUUGCUGUUGGAUGGGAUAGAAGAAUAAACGUGUACUUUGACACACCGUGUGACUUUCGUCACUUCCGGAAGCCGCAGCCACACUGGCAGGAUGACCUGGACCACGGACACAAGGAGGACAUCCUGUGUGUGGCUCAGUGCCCCUCUUUUCUCCUUGCCACCUCCAGCUAUGGUGGGGAGAUUAUCAUUUGGAAUGUCAUCUCAGGCCACGUGUGCUGCAAACUGAAUACCCCCAGCCCUUCUGAUGGCGCAGAAGAUAGAGAAGGCCCAGACAGAAGUGUUUCCUGCCUCACCUUCCUGAAGACUCGGGCAGCCAACUUGGAAUCAGCGGCCGCUUCCUUGAUCACCAACGGGCCCCAAGGCUCCAUCACCUUCUGGAGGCUGUUUGGCAGGACCUGUCCUAUUGCAAACUUCACUCCUUCCAAAGACAGAGCCCAGGUCAGCAGCAUGGUGGUGACAGCAGGAGAUGCCCAUGCCUACGUGGCUGACCGGGACGGCUUUGUGCGUGUCUAUGACAUCAAGGAGUACGGCAUGUGGGGACCGGAGCUGCAGCCGCCCAAGAAUGCGAUGUUCUGGCGGGCCCAUGUCAGCACGGUGACAUCUUUGGAGCUGAUAGAAGAAGAAAAGCUUCUGCUGUCAUCCUCCCUGGACCACACCGUAUGCCUGUGGAGCACGGACGGGGAGUACAUAGGGACCUUUGGGCAGAGUAGCCCCUGGGAUAUUUUCACUCCUGCCUCCUGGAGCCGGUCUGGAGUGCCCUGUGAAGUUCUGACCGACCCCCAGAGCAUGCCUGCUCACCCAGCACUAGAAAGAAGUGUUCCCGCCACACUCACAGGAGAGGAGGAGCAAGAGAAGGCGGUGGAGGGCAAGGCCGGUGCUGAGCCUGGAGAGACCUCUCACCCUCGCUCUCGUGAAGACUCCGUCCUCAAAGUCGACAUGAAAGAAGACACACAUCAAUGGGACGCGUUUUGCAGAGCCCUGUGCUGCCAUUGUGACCUCUUGAGGGAGUGGCAUGGGGGGCGGGGCUUGGGGUUCCCAAAGCUGGGAGAGCCUGGGGUACGCAGGGCUCUGUGUUCCUGCCAGUCUCCCCGCACUGGGCCCUGGGUGCUACAGAGAAGGAGGGUCAUGGGGCUCCAUGAUGCCACCCUGACCUCCCCAGUUUCGCGGUGCAGCGGCUCCGUGGUCACGAGCCCAGGCCCCUUCUACACACUCUGCCCCACUGUCUCAGCUCUGGCCUUCACUGUCACGGUCACCUUAUGGUACAGAUGGCUGCUGGGCGUGAAGAGACACGGCCAAGCAAGAACAGGGGGCCAGGACAGAAGGGGUGCCCUUUCCAGCCAGAUCAGCUCCCUUUCGACUUUCCAGGAGGUCUUGGUCGCCAGAACUGAGUCACAUGGCCACACCUCCCUGCAAGAAAGGCUGCGAGUUCUUUAA